Molecule: messenger RNA, 927 nt
Organism: Cutaneotrichosporon cavernicola
Lineage: Eukaryota; Fungi; Basidiomycota; Tremellomycetes; Trichosporonales; Trichosporonaceae
Exons: 2
Coding region: 1-927 (308 amino acids)
Molecular function (GO): protein binding
Source: RefSeq, a predicted model, not a curated record
AUGGAGACGUCGAAUGGCGACCCAAGCUCUCCGGACGAGCCUACACGCCUCGGCCUCGACACGCUUCCGCCCGAGGUCCUCGAGGUUGUGUUCGGAUACCUCCCUCGCGCCGAUUUGGCCACUGUUCUCGGGGUAAACGCGCGUCUCUUGACGACGGCGUAUCCGAUUCUGUACAAACACCUAUGGCUCGGCGCGCAUCUCCCCUCCUUCCGUCCCGGAGUGAGGGGUCUCAAUCCACUAAACUACAUCCACUCGGUGCACGUCGCGCAACACGACCCCUCGGAAUGUUCCUCCCUCCCUCCCUGCUCUUCUUCGGGGUCGAUCCUCUCUCUCCCAUCGUCAUCCCACCCCAACAUCCGCGACAUCUGCCCUCUCACGCGCCUCGGAUUCUCGACCAUCGUAAUCCGCAACGCGCCCCUCCUCUACCACCGCGUCACGUACUCGUUCCACGCCCUGUCCGUCCCCCGCGCCAUCAUCGCCUUCUCCCCGGACUCGGCGGUUGUCGGAAGUAAUUUUAAAUUCGAGGUGUCGCCCGACGGCCCCAACGGCUUCCUGCGACGCAUGCCCAACGCCGACACGGCCGUAACGUGGGUUGGCCGGCUGUUCUCGCCGCCCGUUUUCGACGCGCUUCGCCGGCGAUGUCCGGCCCUGCGCACGCUCAGUAUCGUGAAUGUCGAGGCGCUGGAUCCUGUCGCGGUGGUCCAGCAUGGCGACAACGUUGGUCCGGUCGUGAGGCGCUGGAUUCGUACGGUGGUGCGCAGGAUGGAUGGGUGGGCGUACCGUGACACAGGGGGACUGGAUGCCCAGGACAAUGCCCAGGAAAAGGUCACUGUGCGAUGUCUCGCUCUAGACGAGUUUAUCAACGAGGAAAUGAACCGGGGCACCGAUCGAGUGACCCGCGACGAGGUCGAGAGCUGGUUUGAGUAA